AUGGCGAUGCGUCAACUCGUCUCUAUACUUGGCCUACUCUUCCUCCUGCUCCUCCACCUCGUCACGUGGUGCAGCAGCCACGCCCCGGCUUCCCCACUGAAUGUGCGCGUGGAGUCUCGAGACCUGCUGACACAACUCCGCUGGGAACCAGCUGACGUGAACCCCGCCACCAGCAGCGUCACCUACAGAGUGGAGAGCAAACUCUAUGGACGAGCCCACUGGCGGACCGUCUGCGCUGCAACAACAGAGACUCGGUGCGAUGUCUCCUCAGCUCUGCGGCAUCCCGGUGACCGCUAUCACCUGCGCGUCAGAGCCACCGUUUCAUCGUCAUCACCGGGGGCCUCACCAAUCUCCUUGCCCUGGGUCGUGGUUGAGGUCUUACCCUUGGAGACAACUGUGCUCAGCGCUCCUACGGUCACCGUGACGCUCCACAAGAGACUGACGGUGCAGGAGGAGGCUGGUGGUGACGAGGAGGAGGAGGAGUGCCGUGUUGAGGAUGAGGACACCGAAGACGAUGAUGACGAUGAUGACUACGAUGACGACUACGAUGACAACUACGAUGAUGACGAUGAUGAUGACGAUGACGAUGAUCACGAUGACGUCGCUGAUGAUGCGGACCGUGUCAAUACCCACCACGGUGAUGACGACGAUGACCAUCACCACGGCGAUGAUGAUGACGAUGACGACGAUGAUGGUGUGGACCGUGUCAACACCCACCACGGCGUUGAUGAGCACGACGAGGAUGACCACGAGGAUGAGGAGGAGGAGGAGGGAGAGUGGUGGGAGCUCUCCGUGGCGGUCUCCAUGACGAGUGGCUGGAGGAGGAGAAUGGCGCGGAGUGACGUGGUGCAUCACCAGCAGGCAGAGGUCUUCACGAGGGGGGGCACAACCAUCACGGAGCGCUUUGUAGGAUGCCGCUUCCGCCACGCGGUGCCUCCCCCUAGAGGCGCUACUGAGUACUGCGUCCGUGUGAGGAUCGUAGCUGACUACCCCCGGUGGAAGACAGGGGAGUGGUCUCCACCAGUCCUGUGUCUCGCUGCUCCGAUCUCCAUGUUGGCCACAGGAGACGCGGUGUCCGAGGGAGACACGGCCACGCUACGCUGCACGGCGUCCGACAAUCCGGAUUUGGACCCAAUUCAGUGGAGCAACCCUCACGGGCACACACUCUACUUCCAGAGCGUCAAGGCCCACACGGACCCGCGUGUCUCUCUGCUGCACUGGAGCUCCACCAGGCUGGACCUCGCCAUCUCCCGCGUCUCCACGCUGGACCAGGGGGUCUACAGCUGCUCCCUCUUCAGCCUGGGGACCCCCACGGCUAACGCCCUGCUCACCGUCAGUAUGCGCUUGAUGUUGACGCUGAUGGUGACGCUGAUGGUGGCGGUGGCGGUGCCGUUUCUGGCGCCCUUCCUGCUGGGCACCGCGUGGGGCAUUUGGAGCGCCGCCGGCAAGCGUCCCGAGUGA
Petromyzon marinus (sea lamprey) is the source of this 1461-nucleotide messenger RNA. NCBI's taxonomy places the organism in Eukaryota, Metazoa, Chordata, Hyperoartia, Petromyzontiformes, Petromyzontidae. The record is from RefSeq and is a predicted model, not a curated record.